Molecule: messenger RNA, 2781 nt
Organism: Ylistrum balloti
Lineage: Eukaryota; Metazoa; Mollusca; Bivalvia; Pectinida; Pectinidae
Product: pre-mRNA-splicing factor SYF1-like
Exons: 24
Coding region: 103-2655 (850 amino acids)
Biological process (GO): mRNA splicing, via spliceosome; generation of catalytic spliceosome for first transesterification step
Cellular component (GO): Prp19 complex; U2-type catalytic step 2 spliceosome; post-mRNA release spliceosomal complex
Molecular function (GO): protein binding
Source: RefSeq, a predicted model, not a curated record
UCCAUGUGAACGUGAGGCAUACGACCACAAUAAACUCACGUUUCGAUUUGGAAGUCAUCACUGAAAGAGUUUUUUACGUCUGUCAAGUCCACGUUUGCUGAAAUGAUAAUGCCUGAGAAAAAGGAAUCACAGAAAGACAUUUUCUUCGAAGAUGAAGAUCUUCCAUAUGAAGAAGAUAUCUUGCGGAAUCCAUUUUCAGUGAAGUGCUGGUUGCGAUAUAUUGAACACAAGAAAGGUGCCCCUAAAAAUGCAAUUAACUUGGUAUAUGAGCGAGCAUUAAAGGAACUUCCAGGAAGUUAUAAGCUGUGGUACAACUAUCUAAAGAUCCGUCGACGGCAGUGUAAGGGCCAUUGCAUCACUGAACCAUUGUAUGAGGAUGCCAAUAACGCACACGAACGAGCCUUAGUGUUCAUGAAUAAGAUGCCCCGGAUUUGGCUGGAUUAUUGCCAGUUCCUAGUUGACCAGUGUAAAGUGACCAAAACUCGACGCACAUUUGACAGAGCUUUGAGGGCUCUUCCAAUUACCCAACAUCACCGAGUUUGGCCUGUCUACCUCAAAUUUGUGUGUAAAUACAACCUACAGGAGACCACUGUCCGUGUGUACAGGCGUCACUUAAAGCUUCAGAAAGAGAAUACAGAAGCAUAUAUAGAAUACCUAAAAAGUAUAGAUUGGUUGGAUGAGGCAGCGACACGCUUAGUGAAUAUCAUUAAUGAUGAAACAUUUGUGUCUAAAGAGGGCAAAUCUAAACAUCAGCUGUGGAAUGAGCUAUGUGAGUUGGUUGCAAAGAAUCCUGACAAGGUGACAUCCCUGAAGAUUGAGCCAAUCAUUCGUCAGGGUCUGAAGCGUUACACAGAUCAGAUAGGGGUGUUGUGGAACUCUAUGGCUGAUUACUACAUCAGAGGUGGACACUUUGAGCGGGCAAGAGACAUUUAUGAGGAGGCCAUUCAGACAGUUAUUACAGUCCGUGACUUCACACAAGUGUUUGAUGCUUAUGCUCAGUUUGAAAAAAAUGUUAUUGGUGCAGAAAUGGAAACGAUGGAGGAGAAAGGAGCUUCGGAAGAAGAUGACCUCAAUCUUGAGUUACGUUUAGCCAGGUUGGAAGGUCUGAUGGACAGAAGACCAUUACUUCUAAAUAGUGUCCUUCUUCGACAAAAUCCACACAAUGUCCAUGAAUGGCACAAAAGGGUGAAACUGUACGAGGGCAAACCAAGGGAGAUAAUCAACACUUACACAGAAGCAGUUCAGACAGUCGAUCCAAAGCAGGCCUCUGGGAAGCCUGGCACACUGUGGGUAGAGUUUGCCAAAUUCUAUGAGGCAGCAGGACAAAUAGAGGAUGCACGUGUGAUAUUUGACAAAGCUGUGAAGGUGCCUUACAAACAUGUAGAUGACCUGGCCACAGUCACCUGUGAAUGGGGAGAGAUGGAAAUUCGACAUGAAAACUAUGAAGAAGCCUUGAAAUUGAUGCAAAAAACUACAGUACCUCCACCGCGGAAGGUGGCCUAUCAUGAUGAGAGUGAGACAGUGCAGGACCGGGUACACAAAUCCCUGAAAGUUUGGUCUAUGUAUGCUGACCUUGAAGAAAGCUUUGGUACAUUUAAAACCUGUAAAGCUGUGUAUGAUAGAAUCAUUGACCUACGGAUAGCAACUCCUCAGAUCAUCAUGAACUAUGGCCUGUUUUUGGAGGAAAACAACUACUUUGAGGAAGCAUUCAAGGCCUAUGAGAAAGGUAUUGCUCUGUUCAAGUGGCCCAACGUUUACGACAUCUGGAAUACAUAUUUGUCCAAGUUUAUUGAAAGAUAUGGAGGGUCUAAACUCGAGAGAGCGAGGGACUUAUUUGAGCAGUGCCUAGAAAAUUGUCCACCAAAAUUUGCAAAAGCAAUUUUCCUUCUGUAUGCCAAAUUGGAAGAGGAGCAUGGGUUGGCACGGCAUGCCAUGGCUGUGUAUGAUCGGGCAACUAAAGGAGUGUUGCCUGAAGAACAGGCAGAGAUGUUUAAUGUGUACAUAAAAAGAGCAGCAGAGAUAUACGGUGUGACAUACACAAGACCUAUCUACGAAAAGGCCAUAGAGGUCCUGCCAGAUGAGCAUUCGCGAGAGAUGUGUAUGAGGUUUGCGGAUCUCGAGAGAAAACUUGGCGAGAUCGAUAGAGCAAGGGCGCUAUACUCUCACUGCACUCAGAUGUGUGAUCCUCGGGUAGCACCACACUUCUGGCAGGUUUGGAAAGAGUUUGAGAUUAAACAUGGCAAUGAGGACACAGUGCGGGAAAUGUUGAGAAUUAAACGCAGCAUACAGGCCAUGUACAACACACAGGUCAACUUCAUGUCCUCGCAAAUUAUGGCCGCACAAAGUGGAGGAAAGACAGAUACUCCAGAAACCUCAAAUCCAGAGAUAGAUAGCAUGAAGAAGUUAGAGGAACGUGCUCGGCAGCUGGCAGAGGAGGCAAUGAAGGACCAGGCUAAACCAGACAAGGGCAUCUUGUUUGUCAGGAGUAACACCACAGAUGAAGAGCUAGGGGAGAUGACAAAGACAGCUAAUCCUGAUGCAAUUGACAUCGAUGACUUUUCUAGUGAUGAUGAAGAAAAUAUUGAAGAAUUAGAAGUGCAGAAACAGUCUGUUCCAUCAGAAGUGUUUGGGUCUCUGGCGAAUGAAGACGACUGAUGACCUCUAUCUGAAAAUAACAAUCAAUAUACCAAUAAAAGGGCGUGGACUUUGGAUAGACUCUAAAAAGGAGAUGACAAAAUGCAUUUCACUUAAUAGAUGUUAAAUAAAACAGUGAAUACAGUA